AUGAACUCAGAUCAGUCACCACCUCCACAACCACCACCACAACAACAGCCAGGGCUAGAUCCCAGCAGUUUGCCCACUCUAGGCACAACGUACCACAAAUCGUCAUCGAAGCCGUUGUAUGAAGGAGCCAACGGUAUCAUCUUCAAAGGAUGCGACUCGACUCAUUCGUCUGCGUUGGUGUUGAAGCAGAUCAAGCGCAAGCUGCACCAGCCGCUCGCGAGAUAUUUGGCGUCGGUGAUGCGCGAAGUCAACAAUAUGAAGCUUGGAGCUUGCAAGUUUGUGAUGCCCGUGUUGGGCUUGUGCAAGAUGAGCGAAGAGGAUGAUGAUGAGGAUGAAAAGGCGAGGGAGCUGGCUAGCCCUACCUCUUCUAUUGGUUUGGCGUCAUCCGAUAUAGCUCUCGUGAUACCGUACUAUCCCAAAGGCGACAUUUUGGACUUGCUUUCGCGCACACGAAGAUUCAAAAUUGACAUUUCCCCCAGUAUGAAAGAUGCGUUAUUCAAGCAGAUCGUCAAGGGAGUCAGCUUUUUGCACGCGAAGAAUAUCGCGCAUCGCGACCUCAAGCCGGAAAACAUCUUGAUUGACGACUUGGGCGUAGUGAAGAUUUCCGAUUUUGGCUAUAGCGAAAACCUCAAUGAGCCCGAGUUGAUCGCGCACGAGUUCCAUCAGGUGCCGCAUGGCUUGGUCUCUGGCACAAACAGCUUUAAAGCGCCCGAAGUAUUUGCAUUGGAACUCCAGUUGGACCGCGUGAGCAUCAACCAAUACCAAAUAUCCCUGCACGAGUUUCAAGAUUUCAAAAAAUGGGACAUGUGGGCGUUGGGCAUCACUUACUUUGCAAUCUACUUGAUGAAAUGCCCUUGGAAUCUGGCCAAUUUGGGCGACCCCAAGAACGCCACGUUUGCGAAAUACGUGCGCAGCUACCCCAAGAGUGACAAGCAGUGGAAACAGUUGAUUCUGGACUUGAACCAUAAUCGACUCGUGAACGAUCUGAGCGCGUUGCAGUUGUUCAAGAGCUUGCAUUACGAUCUGCGCGAAUGUAUCUUGCAGUUGUUGAACCCGGCACCUGAAAAGAGACUUACUGCUGAUGAGUUGUUGGAGACAAAGUGGAUGAGCCACGUUUAUGCUAACCCGAAGGAUUUGAUCAACUUGGUGCAGCGGUGA
Messenger RNA from Lodderomyces beijingensis, 1158 nucleotides. The record is from the annotation of a GenBank genome assembly. Lineage: Eukaryota; Fungi; Ascomycota; Pichiomycetes; Serinales; Debaryomycetaceae.